Molecule: messenger RNA, 950 nt
Organism: Tilletiaria anomala UBC 951
Lineage: Eukaryota; Fungi; Basidiomycota; Exobasidiomycetes; Georgefischeriales; Tilletiariaceae
Product: cysteine proteinase
Exons: 3
Coding region: 139-894 (251 amino acids)
Biological process (GO): proteolysis
Molecular function (GO): deNEDDylase activity; cysteine-type peptidase activity
Source: RefSeq, a predicted model, not a curated record
GCUUGCAGUGUAGCUGCAGCACGUCAGGCUUCGAGAUCGAAACACGCGACUAUUUGAUUAGGGGCGAACACAAGCCAACGUUCAACGUAACGAUUCGCGCGCGCAUGCGACGCGAAUCCAUGCUCAGCCGCUGCGAGAAUGAGCCAAACCGUAUUAUCUUUCGGCUCGAGCAGCCUACAAGCUGCUGACCUUGACACGCUUGAAGACCGUGAAUGGUUGAACGACAAUAUUAUUGCGUUCUUUUUCGAAUUGAUGGAAGCGCAACUGGGGGAAAAGAGGAAAGACGAGGCGGCAUUGUGGCCACCAAGUAUUGUGGAGCUGCUUUGCUCACUAUCGGACGGCGAAGAACGCGAUCACGAGGGACUCUUCCCGCCUUUGAGGUCAUGUGCGUUCCUACCGAUCAAUGACCGCUACUCGUCAUCAACACACGACAGCAUUGGCACGCACUGGUCCCUUUUGGUUGUCACUGAUGGUCAUGCUCCAGAUAUCGCAAAGGCGAGGCACUACGAUUCACUUUAUGGGCACAACGACCGUGCGGCACGGCGAGUAUGGUACAAGUAUCACCGUCUUAUUGGUGGUAGCACCGACAAAGGCAAUUGCGCCCUCGAUCGAUUUGAAGAGGCAAAAGAGCUUGCUUCACAAGUCAAUGCAAACGAUUGCGGUCUGUAUCCCCUUGUCUUCGCCGACCUCCUGUUGCUCUCAUGUAGUCCUCAGCCGCAGGGUGCAAAGACGAUCGCAGCGAAAGUGCUGCCAAAAGACGUGGAGGCUUACAGGAAGCGAUUCAGAGAUUGGACACACAAGUGGCUCGAAUAUUGCAUAAAGAAGCAAGAGAGUUGGAAGAGCUGGUCGGACGUCAAGGCGCAUGUUGGCGAUGUACCGCGAUUGAAUCUAUAGUCUUCAGUUGAUGUAACAUAUACCUUCACUGGGCGAUGGUUGUCGGUUGACCUGCC